CACACACACACACACACACACACUCACACACUCAACACUCGGUCCGGCCGCAGCGCGGCUGCUCCAAUCCCUGGAAAAGGCGAGCGAGCGCCCUCCGGCCCACCGCGCGCUCCCCGCUCCGGCACUGCGCCCGACGCAGCGCUAGUUCCCGUCCCCAGCGCCGCGCUUAAGUCGGGUGUGCCCGAAAGCAAAGAGGGGAGGGAGGGUAGAGACAGAUCCUGAAAACACCCUGGCCACACACGCCGUGACUUUAGCUCUUUCUCCGCGCCGGAGUGGAGUCGGCGCCUGCAGCGCCCUGCGCCUGUGAGGUCCGCACCGCAGCCCGGGAAGAGCCCACCUGCAGGUCCGCGAUCCCCCAGCGCAAAAAGUAGGGCUCGUCACUGUCCUGCUCAGGCAGAGCCCGGACUCCGGGAGCCCUCGCCCCAGCUCAUUUGGAGUCCGACCCUCUCGGCUCGGCCGCCAGCCCCGGGCGCCUUUGUAGUGUCCCCCCGCGACGUAGAGAGCGGACGCGCUGCGGGGACCUCGAUAUGGCCGGGACGCGCGGGCUGCUCUGCCUGUGGCUGGGCUGCUUCUGCGUGAGCCUGGCACAGGAAGAGAGACUGAAGCAGCAGUCCCCGGAGCUCCGCAAGGCUGUGCCAGGCGACCGCACUGCAGGUGGUGGCCCGGGCCCCUUGUUGCAGCCGCACGACAAGGUGUCGGAGCACAUGCUGCGCCUCUAUGACAGGUACAGCGGCAGCGGCAGCGGCAGGGCCGGGGCGGCGAGGACACCAGGGUCUUCCGAGCGGCGCUCCCAGCCCCUGCGCCCCCAGCCCUUACGCGAAGGCAACACGGUUCGGAGCUUUCGAGCCGGAGCAGCAGGAACCCUUGAAAGCAAGGGAUUGCAUAUUUUUAACCUCACGUCUCUAACCAAGUCUGAAAAUAUUUUAUCGGCCACCCUGUAUUUCUAUAUUGGAGAGCUAAUAAACAUCAGCCUGAGCUGUCCAGUGUCAAAAGGAUGUUCACACCGUGCUCAGAGGAAACAUAUUCAGAUUGAUCUGUCCGCAUGGACCCUCAACUCCAGCAGAAACCAAAGCCAACUACUGGGUCAUCUUUCAGGAGAUAUAACCAAGCCUCAUCGAGACUUUGUGUCCUGGCUAUCUAAAGACAUCACGCAACUCUUGAGGAAGGCUAAGGAUAGUGAGGAGUUCCUCAUAGGAUUUAACAUUACCUCCAAAGGACACCAGCUGCCAAACAAGAUGUCAUCCUUUCCUGAACCUUAUAUCUUGGUGUAUGCCAAUGAUGCAGCCAUUUCUGAGCCAGAGAGUGUGGUAUCGAGCUUCCAAGGUCACCGGAAUUUUCCUACUGGAGCUGUGCCCAAACUGGAUAGCCAUAUUAGGGCCACCCUUUCUAUUGAACGGAGGAAGAAGCGUUCUGCUGGGGUCCUGCUGCCUCUGCAGAACAAUGAGCUUCCUGGGGCAGAAUAUCAGUAUAAGGAGGAGGAUGGGGUAUGGGAAGAGAGAAAGCCAUAUAAGACCCUUCAGACUCAGCCCCCUGAGAAGAGUAAGAACAAGAAGAAACAGAGAAAGGGGCCUCACCAGAAGAGCCAGACACUCCAGUUUGAUGAACAGACCCUGAAGAAGGCAAGAAGAAAGCAAUGGAUUGAACCUCGGAAUUGUGCCAGGCGAUAUCUUAAAGUGGACUUUGCGGAUAUUGGCUGGAGUGAAUGGAUUAUCUCCCCCAAGUCCUUUGAUGCCUACUAUUGCUCUGGAGCAUGCCAGUUCCCCAUGCCAAAGUCUUUGAAGCCAUCAAACCACGCCACCAUCCAGAGUAUAGUGAGAGCUGUGGGGGUCGUCCCUGGAAUUCCUGAGCCUUGCUGUGUGCCAGAAAAGAUGUCCUCGCUCAGCAUCUUAUUCUUUGAUGAAAAUAAGAACGUGGUACUUAAAGUCUAUCCUAACAUGACAGUAGAGUCUUGCGCUUGCAGAUAACCAGGCAAAGAACUCAUUUGAAUGCUUAAUUCCAUCAGUUUAUUUUUAUGGACUAUUUUUUUUUGCACUGCCAACGCAUUUCAUUCCAAAAGAAAAAUUUUAAUAGUCAAAAGAGAAUGAGCAAAUUGACCAUUUCCACCAAGGAGAGCUGGGAUGUAUUUGUUUCUGAAUGUAACUAAAAGCAAGAUUUUAGUAAAUAUGGAGACAUCUACUUCUUUUAAUCACACGAGAAACAUAGUAACAAACUGUUUUUAGAACUGGUAGAGAACACAGUGAUUUAUUUUUGUAAUGGGCUUGGAAAAUAGAUUGGAAAACCAUAAUAGCUUAUCAUUUAUCGCUACACAUCGAGAAUAGAAUAAUUUCGUAUUUUGAAGUAGGCUUCUUGCCUUAGAUUCCUGAGCAAUUCAGCAAGUGCUACAUAAUCCGAUCAACUUUGAUGUUUAUCGUAACAAUUUUUGAGACUCUUGUUUACCUGUGUUUUCCUCCACACAGCACUGUGUGAGUAGCUGAGUGGAGACAGCGUGUGCCGAGUGCGUGCGUAUGUGUCCAUGUACCGGUGUGCAUACGGCCAGGUGCCUGCGCCUCUGUAGGAAGGUUUCCUUAACAUGGUUUUAUAAUUAACAUGGUUUUAUAAUUCAGUCUACACAGGAUUCUUUGUUUUUUUUUAAUUUCACGUUCUGGCCAGCACCAUUCAAUUAUGAGAACUUUACCAAAAAGGAUGGAGUGCUCCAAGAGCAUAUGCAGAGAGUUACCACUUGGCCCAGCCGUUUAAUUGGAAAUACAGUUGUUUUCAUUACAUUGCCUCCCAGAAAAGGAAACCAGCAACCCAAUUUUCCAAAACCCAGAUGUAAUUCCUCCUCUAUACCUCUUUUUCACAAGUACUUUCAUUUGUUCUUUUAAAUUGAAUUCAAAAAUCCUUCCUGAAGCCAUUAAAUGUUUAGUUCUCUUGCUAUGCCCCUUUCUGUGAAGUAAUCAAUUGUUACUGAGGCUCAAAAACUGAUCUAUUAGAGAUGUCUUUACAUGACCAAUUUAAUCACAAUCACAUGUUCCAUAUCAUUCUUCAGUCACAUCUAAAAGUCCAGGCACUUUUUCACAUGGAUCAAGGCUUUUGACUCAGCCGUGGAAGCUAUUCUUUGGCAAAAUUCUCUAAAAAUUAUCCACCAAGAAAGGGACUCAAAUAUGGACACUUUUCCCCUCCCCCCCCAUUUCUAUUGGUCAUAAAUAUCGCCUUUUAUACUUUUGCCUUUGAACACUGUCUCAAAAACCUUUCACUCACUAUAUUUACUUGUGUGACAGAAAUUAUUUCAGACCAUGGAUUGCUGAUGCUCUGUCUGUGGUUAAUACUUACCUUAGUUCAGUCUUACCUCAUGUGAGGCAGUGAAGCCGUUUCAGAGGCUGUGACGUAUCAGAAGAAUUUUUUUUUUUUUUUUUUUUUUUUUUUUUAGUUUCUGCCUAUAGCUGUCUGUGGUGGUUCAUCAUUUCAUCAAUAUUUACUGAGCAUCUAUUUUGUAAAAGGCACCGUGUUAACCAGGUGUCUUUAGUAUCUUUGCUGAUAAAAUGAAGAGGCUGUCUAGAUGAGCUGAAAUGCUCUUCCGGCACUGAAAAUUUGGGUUUAUAAUACUGACUAUUUCACACGCAUCUUCCUUGAAUGGGUGAUAGUGAGAUCGAAAAACACUGCACGUGCUUCUGUUCAGAAACCAAAGGCAAAAACUUUCUAUUCUUCAGUGCUUGUGACUAUGUACUUCUCUAAACGGUACUUGUUAUCUUAUUGGAAACCCACUAGAAAAAAGAUCACAAUGAAAAGAAGCUCUUGACACUUUUGGAGUUACAUAAAGAUUGGUGUGCAUGUGUGUUAACUCCGGAAUGAGACACACCAGUUCUAAAUAAUGAAUUAAGUUCUGGUGCUUGAGUUACUAGGUUCCUUAUGUUAAUUAUGUGUUCUGAUAGCAUAAAGUUAAAGAUUCACAAUGAGAUAGGUGAUAAAACUACUGUUUUAAACAAUUUAUCAAAAUUUGAAAGCAAAAUUAUCUAAUAGAAGCAAGCCAGCCAUACAAGCCAGCAUAUGGCCAGCAUAUCCUGGUCAUACGGUUUUUCAAUAAAUAAAACUUCUUUUUCAUUGGUAGAUUCGAUGAAAUUUACUUUUUUCCUAGAGAUAUAUUAACCAAAUCUCUAGCAAUUCUCAGUAUUGCUUCUCAGCCUUCUUUUAUCCAGAUGUCUGUUUGUUACCUUUCUUAAUUAGAAUCAAUGCCUACAUAUUACAAAUUAAAUCCUAAAAUGGCCCCAAAAGUUCUCUAAAUAAUAAAAAUUUUCAAGUACCAACUAAUUAAGAUUUUAUUUUAAGUAGCAAUUUAUAUGACAAAAUUGCAGCACUGUGAAAGAGUUUGGGUAGUCUCUUGGCAGUAGUUUCUGACCAGUAGUUAUUUCUGGGUGGCUUUGUAUUAUCAUUUCACCACUGCAUUGAGGACAUAUUAUGGUAUAAACAGGAAAAGCUUUAUUUCCAAAGAAUAAAGGAAGAUUAUUUUUCAGUCGUGGGGAUUGAAGUGAAUGAGUUAAUAUUUUAGUUAAUAAAAAUUUACUUGAGAGAGUUGGAAAAUUAAGUGACUGAUUCAGAAUUUGUUAGGUACUGGUGUCUGUAUAAUUACUACAUAGACGUUUUAUAAGUCUCCUGAUAUAAAAGUGGCAGUGGUGAAAAGAGAAAUUACAUUUAUAAUGCCAUUUCCUAAGUCAUGCAUCCCCAUCCCUGUUUGUCUGUUUCUCGCCCCCAUUCCCCUCACUCUCCCUUUCUGUCUGUUUCUGUCUGGUCUCUGUCUUUCUCUCCCAAUGCCCACUCCCACCCACACCCCCGCUCCUAGAUGUGAGACACAUGCACACAAACACAGUCACUUAAAAAAGGAAUCUUUUUUUCAAUAUCCUUUUGAAUUCAAAUUAAAGGGCUGCCAAUAUCACUAUAGUAUUUUCAAAGUACUUUAUUGUAACCUGUGUAAAUAAUAUACAAUUUACAGGAUCUGGGGUUAUAGAAUUGAAACUGGAAGCUUGGAUUCCCCAGAUCUCAGGACUACAAUAUUUCAUAUACAUUUUUAAAUUUGCCUAGCUAUAUAUUAACCAAUGAUCAUUUACUCAUUAAAGUAAGAUUUUUACCUUAAUAUUUCUGAAAAAAUCUUGUUGCCCACUUAAUAUUUUUAUAGACAGUCAUGUGUAUAUAAUGCUAUUAUCAGUCUGACAUAAAAAUUUUUGUAUAAUUACAUUAUCCAGUUUAGUCUUUCUGUUUCCACUUUUCUCUGUGCUAACAAGUAACUAAUGUCUGAAUGUUGACUUCUUGUUCAAUCAAAGUUGGUUAAAGAAUAGCUAACCACACCUGAUGUAUAAGAUUAAAUAGGAGAUUAAAUAAGAAAUCUCGGGUAAGUCUGACAUCUCAGUAUAGCUUUGUUUCCCAUAAGAAUUGUAUUUUAAUGUAGUUUAUAAGUGAUUAAAUGAUCCCCUUUUUCUAAAAACCAAGCCUUCUUCCCCUCAGUUUUCCACCUAGUUUCUGUAAAUGUUUUAGUUGAGAAUUCAAUGCUUUGUACAGUCAAUGGCAAUUUAAAAUAUAUAUAUAUAUAUAUUAUAUAUGUAUAUGGAAAAACUUUAAAGAUGCUUUUAAUUUAUUUAAUGACUGUUGCUUUUCUAUAAUGGUAAUAAUUUUCAUCCUUAGAUGGUGAGAAAAACUCUUUUUACUAUAGUUAUUACAUGCAAAAUGAAAUUUGGUUCUUUACUCGAAUCCACUAAAGGGGCACGUUGCAGUGAAACUGUGAAGGACGCUUCACUACUGACGUAUAAGCUUUGCUGAAUUUGUAUCCUUUUCCUCCAGUAAUGGAGAGCAUUUCAUUAUACAGUAUGAAAAUAAAAAAUUGCUUCAUUAAA
Molecule: messenger RNA, 5861 nt
Organism: Hipposideros armiger (great roundleaf bat)
Lineage: Eukaryota; Metazoa; Chordata; Mammalia; Chiroptera; Hipposideridae
Gene: BMP3
Product: bone morphogenetic protein 3
Exons: 3
Coding region: 528-1964 (478 amino acids)
Biological process (GO): osteoblast differentiation
Cellular component (GO): extracellular region
Molecular function (GO): cytokine activity; growth factor activity
Source: RefSeq, a predicted model, not a curated record